Molecule: messenger RNA, 11562 nt
Organism: Plasmodium falciparum 3D7
Lineage: Eukaryota; Apicomplexa; Aconoidasida; Haemosporida; Plasmodiidae
Gene: PHD1
Product: PHD finger protein PHD1
Source: RefSeq, a predicted model, not a curated record
AUGAUGGAAAGAGGAAGAUCAAAUUAUAGACGUAAUAAUGAAAAUAAUAAUUUUAGAGAAGGAAAUAUAAAAAAUGAAACAGGAGAUGAUAAUCAUUUUUGGACCAAUAUCGAUAAUUAUUAUUUUUGUAAUUUUGAUAAGAGUAUAAUAUCAGCAUUUGAAAAUCAUAUAAAAUGUACAGAUUAUAUUUGUAAUAAAAUAAAAAAGCGGAAGAUAAAUAAAAAAUUAUUUAAAAAUAUUAAUUGUUAUAAAAGUUCAGUAAAAAUAAAAUUAAAUGGAAAUGAUAAAAAUGAACAUAAUAAUAAGAAGCUUGUUUGUGCAGGUACAAAUAUGCAAUAUGACAAUUAUAUGAAAUUCAAUGAAAAUAAUAUGAAUAAUGUGAAUAAUGUGAGUAAUAUGAAUAAUAAGAAUAAUAUGAAUAAUAUGAAUAAUAUGAACAAUAUGAACAAUAUGAACAAUAUGAACAAUAUGAAUAAUAUGAUUAAUAUGAAUAAUAUGAAUAAUAUGAUUAAUAUGAAUAAUGUAAACCAUAUGAAUAAUAUAAAUCAUAUGAAUAAUUUAAAUCGUAUGAAUAAUAUAAAUCAUAUGAAUAAUAUAAAUCAUAUGAAUAAUAUAAACCAUAUGAAUAAUAUAAAUCAUAUGAAUAAUAUAAAUCAUAUGAAUAAUAUAAAGACGAGUGAGAAUUAUAACAUUUCAAAUAAUAAUAACAAAUGUAUUCAAAAUAAUAAUAUUAAUGAUAAAAUAUUAAAUAAUCAAAUUCAGAAUGUUAUGACUUUUGAUGAUAAAAAAUCUAUUCUUGAAUUUAUGCCUAUGGCGAAAAAUGAAUUAUUAUUAAAUACAUUACAUCACUUAAAUUUAAGAAAUGAACAUCCUACAAAUCCUUUUCCGAAUAUGUAUAGAAAUCCUAAUUAUUUUAAUAAAGACGAAAAUUAUAUGUUUCUUAAAAAUCAAGGUCCUAUAAAUAAUUUAAAUAAUAAUGUUCUUCCUAAUAAUAACAACCUGAAUAAUUUGAAUACCCAUGUGAAUAAUCAAAUGGUAGAAAACAAUAAUAAAACGAUGCCUAUCCCAUUGAAUAAUCUAAAUGCAUACACAACCAAUAACAACGAUAACAAUAAUAAGAAUAAUAUUUUAUUAAAUAAUAAUGAACAUAAUAACAAUCCAGUAGGUGGCACGAAUAAAUUAUCGGAUAAAAAUUUGGAAUUCUUACAAAUAGAAGAAUUACAUAACAAAGAAGGAAAUAAAAAUACAAACGAUCAACAAGUUAUUCUGAAGGAAGAAGAAAGAGAUAUUCAAGUUAAUUCAAAUAAUGAAAAGACUACGAAUGAAGAAAACAUAUUAUUAAAUGAUUUACAAAAAAAUACAAAUAAUAAUGAAACAUCAAAUGAUACAACACCUUUUAAAGAUGUUAAUGAUGAUAUUAAUAUUCUUAAGGAAGAAAAUGAAAAGGAAAAUGUUAUAAGUAAUAAAAUAAAUUCCAUUAAUUUGGCUCAUUCCACCAUACAAAAUGAUAAUGAAAGAAUAAAUAAUGAGGACAAUAAAAAUAAAGAAAAUGUAACUAUUCAAGAUAAUUAUAGUAAUAAUAAUAAUAAUAAUAAUAUCAAUAGAGGGUGUGUAUUGAACAAAAACCAAAAUAAUAUAAAUAGUAUGAAUAACAUAAAUAAUAAUAAUAAUAAUAAUAAUAAUAAUAAUAUGAACAAUUUUAAUAAUUUUCAUCUAAACCAGAAUGUACCCAAUAAUGAUAUGUUUAAACAACCUCUUUUAUUUAACAAGCCAAAUAUGAUGAACAUGCAUGCUUAUCAUAUGAAUAAUAUGAACCCUAGUGAACCUCCGUUUUUUAACGGUCCAAUAAUUAAUAACAAUAAACAAUCAGUGCAAGGAUAUAUAAAUCCUAUGAAUCAUAAUAUGGUAAAUAUGUAUAAUUCAUUCAAUCCUAAUAUGAGAAAUGAUAUUAUGAAUAAACAUAUGAUGAUAACACCAAACAAUCUAAAUAUAAAUGAUGAUAAAAAUAUGACAACGGAUAUAGAUAAAACUGGAUAUACGUGUCCAUCUAAUAUGUUACCUUAUGAUAAUAUGUUAAUAAAUAAUCAAUUUAGGGUUAAAGAUCCACAUGCAUUUAUGAGAAAAAGUCACGAAACGCGCAUUAGGAAAUUUAAUGAAAAUGAUAUAAAAGAUGAUAAUAAUGAUGAUAAUAAUAAUAAUAAUAAUAAUAAUGUUAACUUGGAUAAAUAUAAAAGAAGCACAAGAAGCUCAAAAUAUGAUGAUAAUUUCUUCAACCCUUUUUUAAAUAAGAAAUAUGAUGGCCUAGGGAAAUUGCCAUAUAUACAAAAUAAACCAAUACCAAACGGCUUACAUAUAUCUAUCUAUAUUCCCCAGUCGUAUGAUUUUACGGAUGAGGUUAAAGAUCAAGAUAUAAAAACAUAUGAAGACACAAAUAAAAAUAAUGAUAAGGUAAAUACAAUAUGUGACGAAAUUAAAAAUACAGAACAUACAGAUCACGAAAAAGAUAGAAAAAGUGUAUCAUUUGAACAAGAAAAAUCGGAAUUAAUCAGCAAUGAAGAAUAUAUAUAUGAAAGAGAAACAUUAGCUAGAUUAUUAACAGAAAUAACCUUUGGUGAUAAGAAAAAUUUGUUUAAUCCUAAGAUGACUAGUGAAAAUAAAGAAAAAUGUUAUAAUACCAUAUUAAAUGAACUAAAAACUUAUAAAUCAUUACCAAUCAUUUUGGGUAAUAUUUUACCUUAUUGGACAAAGGAUAAAAAUAUUAAGAAAAUUAAAAAAAGCAUAGAAAAGAUGAAUAAAAGAAAAAAAAAAGUAGACAAUCCACAGAAAUAUCCAAAUUUAUUUUAUAAAAUUAAAAAUUUGAAAAGAAAUAAUGAUAAGCUGAAAUAUAUACAUAUAAGUAAUAUUAAUAAAAAAAUAAAAAGAGCAAUGAUGAAUAAACAAAACAAAAAAAAACAAAAUUAUGUUUUUGAGGAUGAACUUAACGAUUUAAAUCAAAUAAAUGUAAAACAAGAAAAAAAAGAUGAAUAUGAUAGAUCAAUUAAAACAGAGAAUAAUGAAUCUUCUGCAAAAUUAAAGGAUAAUAUGAAUAACAGUAAAAACAAUUCUCAAAAUCUAACGAAUACUGAUAUAAAAGUAAAGAAUGAAAAUAAAGAUGCUAUUUAUGAUGAUGGUCAUAAUAAUAUACAAAACGUAGAGAUAAAUAAUAAAAAUAAAGAAAACAAUUAUUAUACUCAUAAUAAUGUUCAAGGCGAAGUUUUACAUAAUUAUAAAAUUGAUAAGGAUGAUAAAAAUGAAAAUAAAUUGAACUUGAUAUACAAAAAUGUUGAUAAUGAAGAGAGAGGUAAAAACGAAUCCAAGAAUGUAGAUUCGUUUGAUGAACAUAUUGUUAUAAAUAAGAAUAAUAAUAUAGAAGAAAAAGAUACAAGUUCUUUUGAACAUAAUGAAAAAAUAACCACAUCUAUUAUUAAUAAUGAUAAAAAUGAAGAAUUAAAUAAGGAAGAUGGUUAUAUAUAUAAAAAUAUAAAAGGUAAUGAUACUAUUAAAGAUGGGGAAAAUUAUAUUCCUCAAGAUAUAAAUGAUGAUGAAUAUGACGAUAACCAUAAUGAUCAAGUUAAAGUUCAAGAUAAAUGUAUUAAUUAUAAAGAAAAUCACAAAAAGAAAGGAGCUUUAAAAAAAAAACGAAAUCUUUUAAGCAAAUUUGAUUUUUUAAGUAAUUUCCAUUUUGAUAUGCCUUAUAAUAGUUCUGUGCCAUUUAAUAAUUCGAUGUUUUCCUUACAAAGAAAUCAAUAUAAAUCAUGUGUUUACUUUGAAUUUGUAUUAACGAAUAUUAACUUGGACAAAUACCGAAGAGAUAUUCUUAAUGUUAAUUAUAAUAACAAUAACACAAUUACAAAAAGGAAGAACAUAUAUUGUAUAAAUUUUAAAAAAUAUUAUAAAAGUUUACAAAGAAAAAGAAAAUAUAUAAACCCAACUAAUAAUGGAAUCAAUUCAAACACAGACAAUAUUAAUAAUAUAAAAAGUCCAAUAAAUAAAAGCUCUUCUCUAUGUAACAAUAAUAUACAGAAUAAAAAGGAAGAAGUCAAUCUUACAUGUAAUAUGGUUAUAAAUAAUAAUAUAAAAAAUGAUAGUAUAAUAUCAUCAUUGGAUGUAAAUAAAAAUUCAUACAACAAUAAAUUGAGAGAGGAGAAGAGAAAAAAAAAAAAAAAAAAAAAUUUUAUGUUAAUAAAAAAGAAAAAAUAUAUGGAACAUGUGAAUGAUAUUUUUGGUAUUAGCAAUAUUAAUAAUAUAAGUAAAGCUAAUAUACAAAAUUAUGAAAAUAUUGAAAAUAUUAACAAAGAAAUUUUUGUAUUAUUUUCUCGUUAUGUACAUAAUAUUAAACAACAAAAAAAAAUUAUAGGUAAAUUAAUAGGUAAUAUUAAAAGUGAAAAAAAGAAACCAUAUAAAUAUUGGUAUUCUAUUGAAGAUAAAAUGAUUAACUUUUAUAUAAAUGAAUAUUUAAAAAAUAAAUUAAAUACUAAACAUACAUAUACUAUAUCAAAACAAAUUGUAGAUCUUUUAAAAUUAAGAUUGUUAAUUAAUCAUAGUUCUCUUUUACCAAAUAGCUGGACAGAAAAAGCUUUAUGUAAUAUUUGUAAUAUUGGUGAAGAUUGGGAGGAUAAUCCUAUCGUUUUUUGUGAUUGUUGUUAUACACCUAUGCAUUCAUUUUGUAGCGGCUCAAAGAAUAUUAAAAAUUAUAAUUCAAAUAAAAAAGAAACUACAGAUGAUGAAGAUGAACAACAAGAUCAACACCUACAACAAAAGGUAGAAAAAGAUAAAGAUAAAGAUCAUAAUAAUAGUACAAAUGUAUAUAUUAAAAAUCAAAAUAAUUUUAUAAAAGAUUGCUAUAGUCAUGAUCAUCGUCAUGGUAAUAAAAAGAAAAAAAAGGAUGACAAAAUUAAUAAUAAAAAUAAUCACAAAAAGAAAAAUAAAAACCAUAUGACACCUAAGAUGAAUUUUAAUAUUAUGGAAUAUCUAAUGUCUGAUAAUUAUAUUCAUAUUAAUUCUCCUCAAAGUUGUUUUAAUACAUUAACCAUAAAAAAUGAAUUACAUGAAUCUCCAGGUAACACAUAUGAUUCAAAUGAUGAAUUUUUAAGUAAACACAAUAGUAAUGAAAAUUUAAAUAUUAAUCAUAAUAAUUAUAAAAAGGAAAAAAGUGACUUUGUUAACAAUAAAUCUGAUGAUAACACAAACAAUAAUAAAAAUAAUGAUGACGAUGAUGAUAAUAAAAUCGUUCAUGAUAAUGAUCAUAAUGAUGGUAAUAUAUAUAAUAAUAGAAACUCUAGUUUUAUGAACUCCCUCAAUAACCAUGAAACAAUCAUAAACAAAAACAACAUAGAUGAAGGUAAUAUAAACGAUAUUCUAGAUAAAGAUAAAUUAUAUAUUGAAGAAAAUAAAACAAGUGUUCAAGAAACAAGUAAAUCAAUAAAAAAUCAUAAUGUAACAACAGGAAGAAAAGAAACAAAAGGAACUAUACAAAAAAAAGAUACUAUAACAUCAUCUAAAACUAAUAAAAAUAAAGAAUUACAUGAGAAAAAUGUUGAUGAAGAACAAUGGAUAUGCCCCUUAUGCUCAUAUUUAAGAAGUCAAAUUUUCUUUAUAGACGAUGUUAAUGCCUUUAAAAUUAUUAGACGCUUAUGUUGUCCAAGAAAAAAAAAAGAUAUAGACCUUUUAUUUAAAUCUACAACGAAUGAAUAUAAUAUUAACACGAACCACAACAACAAGAACAACCAUAAUAAUAACAGUAAUUGUAAUAAUAAUAUUAUAGAUGAUUUAAAAAGGGAAAUGAAUUCAUUUAAUGCUCCAGAAGAAAUUAUUGUAAAUAAAGAAAUAUUAAAAUUAACACAUAAAAAAAAAAGUAUUGUUUUAUUAUUUGAUACACAAAAUGAUAUACAAUAUUAUAAAGAAAAAUAUAAUAUCGAAAUAAAUGAUGCUCAAGAUUUUUUUGAAAAAAUUGUUCUGAAAUAUAAAGAAAAAUAUAAAUAUAUUACACUUUUCAAUUCAAUUGUUGUUAAUAAAAUAGAGGGUUCAUUGAAUAUGUAUGAAUAUAUUUAUAAGAAUUUUCAAUUCUUUAGACAAGAAACCUUUUGUAUUACUGAAUAUGUAGAUGAUUCUGAUGAUGAAUCUGAUAAAGAAGAAACCAAUAUUACGACAAAUGUAAAAAGUGAUAAGAAAAAAAAAGAUUUUGAUAAAGGUAAUAAAAUGAUAAAAGAAGAAAAAAUUGAUAGACGUACAAAAUUAUAUAGGUUAUUACAAAGUAAAUUACAUAAAAAAGAAGAUAGAAGAAGAAAAAAAUUUAGAAAUAGAAAUAAACUUAAUAUAAAUAAAGAUAUUAAUAAAAAUGGAGUUCCCAAUAUUCAAGUAGAAAUAAAAAGAAGAGGUAGACCACCCGGAAGUACAAAAUUAAGUAAAUUACUCUUACAAAAUAAUUUCCCUAUAAAAAGUGAUAAUAUAGUAAAUGAUAACACAUCUUGUAAGAAUAUAACAAAUAAUGAUGUAACAAGUAAUAUUUUAACAAAUAACGUUAUAACAAAUGAUAAUAUUACAAAUAAUAUUAUUACAAAGGAUAUUAUUAAAAAUGAUAGUUUUAAUAAUACUAUUCAUAAUUCGGAUAUUUAUACAAAUAACAAUCAAAUAUAUAACAACACAAACAUACAAAACAAUACUUCUACAAAUACUACUGCUACGAAUAUUACUGUUACAAAUACUGCUGCCACAAAUAUAAUUGGUACAAAUACUGAUUCAACAAACACUGCAUGUACAAAUAUUACUACUACAAAUACUAACGACAACAAUAAUGAUAAUAAUAAUAUUAAUAAUAAUAAUAAUAAUAAUAAUAAUAAUAUUCUUCCUAAUUAUGGUGCUUUAAUAAAAAGUGAACAAAAUAAUUCCCUUGCAGAUAAUAAACCCAUGUACGGCAUGAAAAGAAAAAAAAGUUCAGAUUAUAAUUGUGUAGAAAAGAAAUUUAAUUCUAAUAAUUUUUUUCUCCAUAAUGAUACAAAACUAAGAAAUCAUAUCUUUAGUACAUAUAAUGACGAGUUCGAAGAAAAUAAUUUACUGUUAAAAUAUAAUCAUAAUAAGAACUGCUCUUUUGUUUUUAAAAUACCUACUUGUUGUAUAUGUGAAUUUGAUGCUUUUUAUAUAGGUGGUGGUCCUAUAAAACGAACAAAAAAAAAAAAUGAGUGGUGCCAUAUUAGGUGUGCCUUAAUAAGUAAUUGUAUUAUUAAUAAUAAAAUAGAAAUAAAUAAUAAAGAGAAAACAAAAUAUAAAUGUUCCUUAUGUUUAAGAACUAAUACUACAGGUAUUAUAAAAUGUAAUGUUCCAGAUUGUUAUAAAUAUUAUCAUAUUUCUUGUGCUACUUCAUCACCUAAAUAUUUAAUAGAAUUGAAUGACGAAAAUAAAUUAAUUUUAUUUUGUUCAAAUCAUUCCCAAAGAAAAGCUCCUACGGAAAUUUUAAGAAGAUAUCAAAUUCUACGAGAAAAAGAAUAUAAUAAAAAUAAAUUAGAAGAUAAAUUAAAUAUUUCUAAAAUGUUUGAUGCUUAUUUACUACAAUCAUAUUUAAAAGUUUGUGAUUUUAAAUUGUUCAAUUUAUUAUCUUUAUCAUCCUUAUCUGUAUUUGAUAAAUUUGUUCACUUUAAUUAUGAUAAGUUUAAUGAACAUGUGAAAAAAUAUAAUAUUAAUCUAAUGGACGAUUUUAAUAAUGACAUUUAUCAAAACGUUGAUCAUAAUCCAUUUUUAAAAGAAGCAAGUAAUAUGUUUAACAAUACAUUGGAAGUAACAAAAGUGGGAAGAACGAGGAGGAGAAGUUCGAACGGUAGUAAUUUUAUUAAGAGAGAUCAAAGGGAUGACAAAUUGGAAGACAAAUUGGAAGACAAAUUGGAAGACAAAUUGGAAGACAAAUUGGAUGACAAAUUGGAAGAUAAAUUGGAAGACAAAUUGGAAGAUAAAUUGGAAGACAAAUUGGAUAACCAAUUGGAUGAUAACGAACUAGAGUCAAAAGAACAUUCAUCAAUACAUCUUUACCAAUUAAGUGAUGUAAAUCAAAAGGAAGAAAAAAUUGGAGAAUCCGAAAACGAUUAUGAAGGAGAAAGGGAAUUUUUAGAACUAGAAAACAGUAAUAGAAAGAAGAACGUACAGAUUGAUAUAUUCGAUAUAGAAAAUAUAAACAGAAUUAGUAAUAUAAAAUGUAAUAAUAUUAUAAGUAUAGGUAAUUUCAAAAAUAUAUAUAAUGAAAAUUUAUUAGAUGAAGAUACUUUAUUAAAAUUAUUAUCAUAUGAUUUCUUAAAUAUACAAAAGGAUAUACAAGAAUUUAAUAGUAAUAUAUUAAGUGAUAAAUAUAAAAAAUUAAAAAAUUUUGAAAAUAUUUUAUGUUUAUAUCCAUAUUUUAAUGAUUAUCAAUUAAGAAAAUUAUCAGAAUUGAUUUUAGAAAAAAAUUCAUCUACCUUAUGUAAAAUUAAUAAAGAUGAUGAUAAUACCUUCAUUUCAUCAUUUAAUAAAUUUUUAUCUUUAUUAAAUAAUAAAGAUUUAAUGUUAUGUAGUGUAUGCUUAUCUAAAGCAAGCUAUUCUGAUAAAAACAAAGAAGAGAAAAAAUUAACAGAGGAAAAAAUUCAUUUAUCAACUGUCGAAAAUAAUAAUUUAUCCAAUAGUCAAAUGACCCUCAAAUUAAGAAAAUUAGCAUAUGCUAAUAAUAUAAAAGAAAGUUUAGAAACAAAAAAAGAAAGAAGAUUAGGAUCAUUAAGUGUUCUAAAAAAAUGUACCAUGUGUAAUGUAUAUAUAUGUUAUUUCUGUUGUCACAGAAUGAACAUAGAUAUAAUGAAAAAUUAUUUAAAUAAUGAUAUUAAAUUAUAUAAUUCUUUCAGUGCCUAUAAUAACAAUAUUAAUAAAAAUAAUCAAGAUAAAAAUCCAUUCCGUGUUAAAAGGGUAGGCCGACCCAGUAAAUAUCGACCACCAAUAGAACCACCCCCUAACCCUGAUAAUAUAAAUAGUAAUAAUAAUAAUAAUAAUAAUAAUAAUAACAAUAAUGAUAACAAUAAUGAUAACAAUAAUGAUAACACUAUUAAUAAUAAUGAUUUAAAAAUUGAUGAUAAAGAAAAUAAAACCAAUAUUUCUCAAGAAAAUAUUACUAAUAAUAAUUCAACUACAAAUAAUAAAACCCAAAAUAAUAAUUAUACGAAUGCAUCUAGUGAACAACAUACUAGCAAUAAUCAUCAAAAUGAAGUUGAAGACGAAAAUGUAAAAAAAAAUAAUAUAGAACACGUUCUGAAUGAUCGUAAAAAUGUUCAAAUUAAUGAUAAUAUCAAAGAACAAUCGAACCUUGAUAACAAUCAUAAUAGUUCUUGUACCAAAAAUAACGAUAUUCAUUUAAAUGAUAAUAUAAAUUAUAAUAAUGAAAAGACUCUUGUAGAAAAUAAUCAGAUUUGUAAAACUAAAAGAACUAGUGGAGGUAUUUUUAAAAAAUCAAUUGAUUCAAGUACAUUUUUAAAUUGUGAUAAAAAAGAAAAUGAUAAUGAAUUUGUUUGUCCUAGAUGUGAAUAUUUCAAAGUAAAAAAGAAAAUAGGAUUCUGUUCUUAUUGUCCUAGAUUAGAUGGAUUCUUAAAUUGUUUUGAAGAUAAAGGCAAAAAAGAAUUAUUAUUUGGUCACCCUAAAUGUAUGGAAUAUGUAAAUACUGCUUAUGCUAAAAAAAAUAGUGUUAAUGAUGUUAAAUCUGGAUAUAAUAAAAGAAUUUGUAGUUAUUGUAGAAUAAAACACGGAGUUGUUAUUACAUGUAGUAAUACUGAUUGUGAUGUAUCUUUUCAUAUAUCUUGUGGUAUUUUGCUAGGUUGUAAAAUGGAUAACUUUUUUGGUAGAGUUGAUAUUUAUAAUCCGAAAAAAGCAUAUUGUUUUAAACAUACAUUUCAAUAUUGUAAGAAAAGUAAUUUUUUAAAUUUUAUUAAUGCAAAUAAAUUAUUCUGUUUUGAGAACUUUUUAUAUAAUCCUUUUAAUCAUUUAUAUAAUUUCUUAAUUGGUACUUAUGUAUUUAAUCACUUAAAUAAAAAAUGUUCUAUUUAUUUAAUGAAACCAAUUAAAAUUGAAGAACAAUCAUUUACAAAUAUAUUUGAGAAGACACAAUUAAAUAUUUUAAAAAAAAAUACCAAUAUGUUAACAAAUGAUAUGAAACGAUCACCUAAAGGUAAUAAUAAAUAUAACAUGGAUAAUAGAAAGAAAAUGAGCCUAAUCAAUAAUAUGAAUGAUAGCAAAAAUUUACUGGAUCCUUCUUCUUUAUAUAACAAUGAUUAUAGUAAUAAUAAUAAUAUACAUAAAUAUAUUAAAUUAUCAAAUGAAGAUGAUAAUUCAAGAACACCAUCUAAUACAUUGGCUAAUAUGCCAUUCGAUAUACAACAUGAUAAUAUUAAUAGUUUCUAUAGUAUGAAUAAUAUGAAUAAUGUGCAUCCUAAUUUUGGAAGCAAAUUUAAUAAUAAUCCAUUAUUUUUAGCUAACAAAAAUAAUAUGCAUAAUACAAAUAAUCCAUUAUUAAAUUUAGAUCAUGAACAUAACAAACAAUCAUUUAUGAAUACUAAUAAUAAUAAUGUGCCAUUUAAAAAUAAUAAUAAAAUUUUUGUUGAUGAUAAUUUAACAGAAAGUGCUGUCUCGAUUUUGUCAGAAAAUGAAACAGAAGAACUUAAAUCAUUUCAAAAUGUUUCCCUUAUCAAUUCAAGAAGUAAUCCUUAUAUUAAUAAUAUUAUACAAAACAGUUUUAUGCAAUAUGUGAAAAAAUUCCAAGGAAAUAAUACCAUGCCACAACCUUUUAAUAAUAAUGCAAUCCCUAAUCAUUUUCUUCCUAUGUAUAAUAUGUUCAAUUAUCCCAAUGCUCAAUAUCAAAAUAUGCAAAAUGUGCAAAAUAUGCAAAACAAUAUUAUGAACAGAAAUGCAAAAUUUAAUUUUAUAGAAAAUAAAAGGAAAAAAUAUCUAUAUCAAGAUAAAAAUGUAGAAAACACAAGGAAGAAUGCACUCAGUGAAGGAAAUAUUUAUGCCAAUGUAGAUAAUGGAAAAUUACAAAAGGUAGAUGGAAGGAAAAAAAGAAGAUAUCAUAAAAGUAAAAAUACACAAAGUAUUAAUACUGGAGAAUUAACUACUUUGACUAAUUCUAAUUCAUUAAGUAUAAAUAAUAUGGAUAAAUUCAAUAAAGAAAAUAUAUCAUCUAAUAUGAAUAAUAACCACAAUCCAUUUGUAAAAAAUAAUAUUAUGGAAGAAAAAAAUAUUAAUGCUAAAAAUAGUUUUUUCAAUGAUAGCAAUACUAAUAUCUUAAAAGAAGAAAGUAAAGUUAAUAUUAAAAAAUGUGAAGAUACUGUUGAUGAAGAACAAAUAUAUUGUCCAGUAUGUAAGUCAUAUUAUGAAGAAUUAAGUGAUGGUUCACCAGCGGACGGUUUGAAUUGGAUUGGAUGUGAUAAAUGUGAAAAAUGGUAUCAUUGGAUAUGUUGUAAAUAUUCUGUUGAUAAUCCGCCAGAUAUUGAGAAUGACUGGUAUUGUAAUAGUUGUUUGAAUAGCUAA